AGUAUCAUAUUGUAGUUGUAGUAGUAGUAGUAGUUGCGUCCUACCUAGGUUAUAAUCUGAUAUCCAACCCAUCUAUUGUCACUAUAAGGUUAUGAUAACUAUUUGUAGUUAAGCAUUUUAACUAUGUGUUGUUCGCGUGGGGGAUUUUUUUUGUUAACCGGCCCACUGUAGCAGCAGCAUCUUAAAAUGACAAUAAUACAAAUUUUUUGAUAAUUUUGAUAUAGAAUUUAUACUAUCAAGAGUUAAUUAUAAACCACAUUUCAUCUAUUCAUUUCACUUGCUGAUCUGUUGUCAAAAGAGGAGCUCGCAUUAGAGCGGAAUAGAAUAUCCAUUAUUCCUUAACCCGUCUUCUUUAAUAUGUCUGGUUCAAAUCAACUUCAACGAUGUUCGUUGCAUGAUUUAAGACUUGAAGACGAAAAAUUUACUGAUAAAAGUGAAAUAAAACCUUGGCUACAUAAGACCUUGUUGGAUAAAAAGGGGAUAGAGGUCGUGAUCUAUCGAUCUGAUUCUUUGAAAGUUGUGUUCAAAUGUCGAAAUGGGUCAAGAGAAGUGGUUGGAUCUAAAAAUGGAGACCCACGAGUACCUCCAAGACGUCAAACUACUUGUCCAUUCAAAAUUAGAGCCAAUUAUUCAUUCAAAAAUAAAUUCUGGAGUUUGGUUAUCAUGAAUGAUUAUCAUAAUCAUGAUGUUUAUAUUCCAGCGGAGAUUUCAAAUCCUGGAUCCAAUACUAAUGUUAAUUCUAAAAAUCAUACUAUUAAAUCAAAUCAUAAAUCAAACAAGGGCAAUCAUAAUAAUCAUACUCAUAACAACAAUAUUAAUAUCAAUAGUAUAAUUGAUGGUAGUAAUAGUCAUUCAACUAAUAUGGAUGGUUCCUUUACUGAAGAAACCGCUAUAUUAGCAUCAUCUCAUGAUUCAAGUAAAUCAGGGUCUACAGCUGAUGUAUUUGGAAAUUUAAUGGAAAGUACAACUUCAAGUGUAAGUUCAGUGGUUUUAUCUAGUAAUCAUUCUCCUGUGGAUUCAUCGAAUUCCACAUUUCAUACCAGGCCUCAAUCUCUGCCAAAGCAACAAAGAUCAUAUCAUGGGAAUAAUAAUAGUAAUAAUAAUAAUGAAUCAUCAAAGUUUAAUCCAGAACAAGUGGUUCAAUAUUUACGAAAUGAAGUUAAUCAAUUGAUUUCCAAGAAUAUUUACAAGAAUAACUUGAUUAAAGAAGAAGACAAAUCAUCUGUAUUGGAUACAUUCACUCAACAAUUACUUCUUGAUCAUAAAGAUUUAUUACUAUUAAGCAAUAAAGAAUUAUUCAAUUCCAGUGGUAAUUUAACCAUUUUACCUAAACCAACUAAAGUAGAGAAACCAACCAGAAAGAGAAAUGUACAAUCACCUCGUCAAAAGCAACAACAACAAAAGAAAUCAAUCUUAAGUAGUUGGCUUAAUACUUCCAAUACCAAUAAUCCUAAUUUGAUUCCAUUAUCACCAUUGUUGAACGAUUCUGAUAAUGAGUACUCUACAGCCAAUACUAGCAAUGGAGCUACAUCAAUUGAUAAUCUACAUUUACCAGUUAUAAAUAUUGGAAAUAACUUUAAUAAUUCUCAUCCUGUUAAUUUUGUAUUCCCAAGUCAAGUUCUGCUGCAAAUUCAAAAUCAAAAUCAACAAUUACCCUCGUUUAAUUCGAUUCAGAAUAAACUUCCAUUAUCACCGUCGGGAAAUUCAUCAUUUAUGAACAAUUCAACUACUAAUAUUGCUACCACCACUUCUUCAUUAAUGCCUCCCAUUGGGAAUACUCCUGCUACAUUAACUCCUGCUCAUAUCUUAGAGAGUUCUAACAAGAACCUCUUCAAUUUAAGUUCCUCUUCAGCCUCUGCUGCAUUGAGUGAUUUCAAAAUCGGGGGACCUAUGAACAACCUUGGUACUAAUAUAUUUUCAGGUCAAUCAUUACUUAAUGGUGGUCCUAAUAUUAUCCCAGCUAAUGUUUUAAAAGAUACGUCUAAUUUCCUUACUAGUUCAACUUUCAAUACCUUACCAUCUACAAAUCCGCAAUCACGCGAUUCAAAUUCAAAUUCAAAUUCAAAUGCCAAUGUUGGUGCUAAUGGUUUACUCAAUAACUUCAAUGAUUCAGGUUGGUAAAUAUCCCUGAUAUCUUCAAUUUCAAUACUUUUUUUCUUUUUUUCUUUCAAUUCUUCAUUUUAGUGUGUUUUAUAAUUAUUUGCUACUUUUUUCAAUUCUACUUUGUUUGCUUUACUUAUCCUAGUUUUUAAUUCAAUUUAUAGAGUAAUUUUAAUAGACGUUUAUUUCAGU
Molecule: messenger RNA, 2292 nt
Organism: Scheffersomyces coipomensis
Lineage: Eukaryota; Fungi; Ascomycota; Pichiomycetes; Serinales; Debaryomycetaceae
Gene: AFT2
Product: Aft2p
Exons: 1
Coding region: 358-2121 (587 amino acids)
Biological process (GO): positive regulation of transcription by RNA polymerase II; cellular response to iron ion starvation
Molecular function (GO): DNA-binding transcription factor activity, RNA polymerase II-specific
Source: RefSeq, a predicted model, not a curated record